Molecule: messenger RNA, 1853 nt
Organism: Pezoporus flaviventris
Lineage: Eukaryota; Metazoa; Chordata; Aves; Psittaciformes; Psittacidae
Product: ran-binding protein 10-like
Exons: 14
Coding region: 1-1827 (608 amino acids)
Biological process (GO): cell surface receptor signaling pathway; cytoskeleton organization
Cellular component (GO): cytoplasm
Molecular function (GO): protein binding
Source: RefSeq, a predicted model, not a curated record
AUGGCGGAGGCGUGCGUGGGUGGUUUGCAAGGGGGGGCUACGGUGCUGUCGUGUCUACCCGUGGAGCAGGAGUUGAGCUGGCGCCUUCGUCGGCUUUACCCUGUUGUUAAUCAGGAGGAGACGCCGUUGCCGCGGUCCUGGAGCCUCAAGGAUAAGUGCAAUUACAUCGGUCUUUCGCAGGACAAUCUGCGCGUCCACUACAAAGGUCACGGUAAGAAUCACAAAGAUGCUGCGUCGGUCAGGGCUACGCACCCUAUACCUACAGCCUGUGGCAUUUAUUACUUUGAAGUGAAAAUCGUCAGUAAAGGUAGAGAUGGGUACAUAGGAGUAGGACUUUCUGCUCAAGGGGUCAGCAUGAACAGGCUUCCUGGAUGGGAUAAACAUUCCUAUGGGUACCAUGGGGAUGAUGGGCACUCCUUCUGCUCUUCGGGGACAGGACAGCCCUAUGGCCCUACGUUCACCACUGGAGAUGUGAUUGGCUGCUGCGUCAACCUCAUCAACAGUACCUGCUUCUACACGAAAAAUGGCCACAGCUUAGGUAUAGCCUUUACAGACCUCCCUUCAAAUCUCUACCCUACGGUGGGUCUUCAGACUCCAGGAGAGAUAGUUGAUGCCAACUUUGGGCAGCAGCCAUUUGUGUUCGACAUUGAGGACUACAUGAGGGAGUGGCGAGCAAAGAUUCAGAGCACCAUUAAGCAGUUUCCCAUAGGAGCCAGACUAGGCGAGUGGCAAGCCAUGCUGCAGAAUAUGGUUUCAUCGUAUUUGGUUCAUCAUGGGUACUGUUCAACAGCAACUGCCUUUGCCAGAGUCACAGACACCACAAUCCAGGAAGAACAAAACUCAAUAAAGAAUAGACAAAGAAUACAGAAGCUAGUGUUAGCAGGCAGAGUGGGAGAGGCUAUAGAAGCCACCCAGCAGCUCUAUCCUGGUCUUCUAGAACAUAACCCUAACCUGCUCUUCAUGUUAAAGUGUCGGCAGUUUGUGGAGAUGGUGAUCGGGACAGACAGCGAAGUCCGUUGUUUCAGUGCCCGCAGCCCCAGAUCCCAGGACAGUUACCCCAGGUCCCCCAGCUUAAGUCCUAGACAUGGAUCGAGCAACUCACACGUUCAUAGUACUGGAGCAGAUAGCCCAACCUGUAGAAAUGGAGUCAUGUCCACGAAAAGCAAACAGAGUCACAGUAAAUACCCAACACUGAGUUCAUCAUCUUCAUCUUCCUUCUCCUCCUCCCCCUCAUCUGUGAAUUACUCUGAGUCUAAUUCUACAGAUUCUACUAAAUCUCAGCAGCACAGUAGUAUGAGUAACCAAGAAACCAGUGACAGUGAGAUGGAAGUGGAGGCUGAGCAUUAUCCAAACGGAGUCCUGGAACAUUCAUCCACCAGGAUAAUGAAUGGAACCUACAAACAUGAAGAGAUCCUGCAGACAGAUGAAUCCAGCAUGGAAGACUGCUGCCCCCAGAGGCAACUCUGUGGAGGGAGCCAUGCUGCCACGGAGCGAAUGAUCCAGUUUGGACGUGAGCUGCAAAUACUGAGUGAGCAGCUUUGCAGUGAAUAUGGAAAGAACACAGUGCACAAAGAGAUGCUUCAGGAUGCAUUUAGCUUGUUGGCUUACUCAGACCCUUGGAACUGCCCCGUUGGUCAACAGUUGGACCCAGUCCAGAGGGAACCUGUGUGUGCUGCUCUUAAUAGUGCUAUAUUGGAAUCUCAGAACCUGCCAAAGCAGCCCCCACUGAUGCUUACCCUGGGCCAGGCCUCAGAGUGUUUGCGGCUUAUGGCUCGCGUGGGCUUGGGCUCCUGCUCCUUUGCCAGAGUGGAUGACUAUUUGCACUAGCCACCAGAACCAAGAUGGAGUUGACA